Messenger RNA from Xenopus tropicalis (tropical clawed frog), 1925 nucleotides. RefSeq names its product serpin peptidase inhibitor, clade D (heparin cofactor), member 1 (gene serpind1). Gene Ontology annotation, cellular component: extracellular region. The record is from RefSeq and is a predicted model, not a curated record. The transcript has 5 exons. Gene Ontology annotation, molecular function: serine-type endopeptidase inhibitor activity. NCBI's taxonomy places the organism in Eukaryota, Metazoa, Chordata, Amphibia, Anura, Pipidae. The coding region runs from base 145 to 1599 and encodes 484 amino acids. Gene Ontology annotation, biological process: blood coagulation.
CUAUCCCUGUUUGAUCUAGAGGCUGUUUACUCUGGGAGGUACAUACAAAAGCUUGUGGCAAAGGUUACUUUAAAGCUGUUUUGGGCCAGAGGAUUCUGUUUUCUGCUGAAUCGGGAAAGAGCUCGUUGACGUAAGAUCUUCACAAUGAAACUUCUACACUUAGCAACACUAUUUCUUCUUAUUCACUCAACACUUGGUGGAAUUAAGGACUUACAGGAGCACUUUGAGGACACCUCUAAUGGUAUACGCCCCAGGGGAAGUCAAAGCCAAGCUGUAGAAAACCUACAGGACGAUACGGUCACCAAUGACCUGAUCACUGAAGGAGAAGAGGAAGACGACUACCUGGACUUUGAUAAAAUAUUUGGGGAGGAUGGAGAUUACAUUGAUAUAAUUGAUGCUGCCCCUGAAAUUAAAGAUUCUGAAAGCCAGCAAGGGAACAUUUAUGAAUUGUUCCAAGGGAAAACAAGGGUUCAAAGGCUCAGUAUAAUCAAUGCUAACUUUGGGUUUAACCUUUACCGUGCCAUAAAGAACAAUACAGAUGCAUCUGACAAUAUCCUGCUGGCACCUGUUGGCAUCUCCACUGCAAUGGCCACCAUUUCAUUGGGUACAAAAGGCCAGGCUCUGGACCAAGUACUUUUUACACUGGGCUUUAAAAACUUUAUCAAUGCUAGCUCAAAGUAUGAGAUCUUAACAUUACACAAUGUCUUCCGCAAACUCACUCACAGGCUCUUUCGGAGAAAUUUUGGCUACACCUUGAGAUCAGUCAAUGACAUAUAUGUGAAAAAGGACUUUGUGAUUCGGGAGCCUUUCAAGAACAACUUGAAAAACUACUACUUUGCAGAGGCACAGAUGGUAGAUUUUGGAAGCAAAGACUUUCUUACUAAAGCCAAUAAACGUAUCCAGCAGCUCACUAAGGGCCUAAUAAAAGAAGCACUGACAAACGUGGAUCCAGCUUUACUCAUGUUGCUUGUCAAUUGUAUCUACUUCAAAGGUACUUGGGAGAACAAGUUUCCAGUGGAGUACACACAAAACAUGAAUUUUCGCCUAAAUGAAAAGGAGCUGGUGAAAGUACCGAUGAUGAAGACAAAAGGAAACUUCUUGGUUGCAGCUGAUCCGGAGCUAGACUGUGCGGUUUUACAGUUACCAUAUGUGGGAAACAUCAGCAUGCUAAUUGUACUGCCUCAUAAACUCUCUGGCAUGAAACUUCUGGAAAAACAGAUCAGCCCACAGGUGGUAGAAAGGUGGCAGAAUAUCAUGACAAACAGGACAAGGGAGGUCUUUCUACCUCGCUUCAAAUUGGAGAAAAGCUACAACUUACAGGAAGUUCUUAGUAACAUGGGAGUGACUGAUCUAUUCACUCAUGGAGACUUCUCAGGAGUUUCGGAUAAGAAUAUGAAUAUUGGCUUGUUCCAGCACCAAGGUACCAUCACAGUCAAUGAGGAGGGAACAGAGGCAGCAGCAGUGACUGUGGUGGGCUUUAUGCCACUUUCGACACAAGCUCGCUUUGUUGCGGACCGGCCCUUCCUUUUCCUCAUCUAUGAGCAUCGCACAAACUGCCUAAUUUUUAUGGGAAGAGUAGCAAACCCCACAAAAUCGUAAUUUUGUGAAAUAUUAUGUCUCUCAAAUAUAGAACUUAAGUAGAAUUUGAAUAAGGCGAAGCUUUUAUAUGAUACAUAUCACAACUAAAACAGUUGACAUGUGAAGUAAUAUUGAAUUUGCUUUAUUUUUUCUUCAAUGUGAAUAUUUCAUUAGUUCAUAUUUGCCUACACCAAAGUAUUACCAGUCAGUAAGGCAAUUCACUCUAAUACCAUUAGAGUCAACACAAAUGUACAUUUUUGUACAUAUAGUGAAUUCUCAACAAAUCACAAAGGGGUGUACUGAAAUGUAUUCAAGAACCAUGCUUAAUAAACAUUUACAAAAUGGAA